Molecule: messenger RNA, 1199 nt
Organism: Osmerus eperlanus (European smelt)
Lineage: Eukaryota; Metazoa; Chordata; Actinopteri; Osmeriformes; Osmeridae
Gene: nkx3.3
Product: NK3 homeobox 3
Exons: 2
Coding region: 244-1092 (282 amino acids)
Biological process (GO): cell differentiation; regulation of transcription by RNA polymerase II
Cellular component (GO): nucleus
Molecular function (GO): RNA polymerase II cis-regulatory region sequence-specific DNA binding; DNA-binding transcription factor activity, RNA polymerase II-specific
Source: RefSeq, a predicted model, not a curated record
UUCUGUGCAGACAUGACAGCUUCUGGCACAUCUGCCUUUGAUUAGGUUGCAGGAGCAGCUUCACCACAAUUAAAUCACCUCGUUCUGAGAUCGAUAGAGGAAUAGAUAAAAGGGCUGACAAAUCAAUACAGCAAGUCAAUUUUGUUUCCCGAAUGAUUCUCUGAAUGCGGCUAUUCGAAUCUUUUUAUUUAAGUUUUCGAUACCAACUACGUGUUUCAACGAACUGACAUCAGCGUAAAUGCCAUGGCGCUCAGCUGCUCCUCGUUCUCAAUCAACGACAUCCUCACUCGAGGACGGGACGGUCGAGCGAACGGUUCAAGUGGCCAGCAUUUUGAGGAACAGUGCGCACAGAGAUUCGACACUUUGAACGAGAAAAGUGGAUCGCAGAUUAUCGGUAGCAGGAGUGCAAAAGGUCCCGCUUCCCCGCUCUCUGAUGAAAGUGAUAGUGUGAGCCAUUUCCGCCGCGGAAGAGAACCGUCAGAUCCCUGUUUGUUGAAGCCAGGUAGGAAUACCGAAUCAUGUGGCGAAGACUCAGCCGCGGAGGACGCAGAGUUCUCUGGCUACAGAGGAGAGAAACAGCUACCCAGUCGGGACCGGGCCAAGUCGAAGGAAGAGGAGGAGGAGGAAGAGGAAGACGAGAGGGUGAGCUGCCACAGAGACAUGGACCAGCAGCCCCGGGCCGAUAACAAAAAGCGCUCCCGGGCCGCUUUCUCGCACGCACAAGUCUACGAGCUGGAAAGCCGGUUUAACGUUCAGAGAUACCUGUCCGGUCCGGAGCGCGCGGACUUGGCUAGGGUUCUUAAACUGACCGAGACACAGGUGAAGAUUUGGUUUCAGAACCGGAGGUACAAAACCAAGAGGCGGCAGAUGGCUGCGGAGACGGUGCCCUGUAGCACCCCUCCCGCCGCCACUGCAGGGGCCAAGAAAGUGGCGGUGAAGGUUUUAGUGAGGGACAACCAGAAACAGUACCGGGCGGAAGAGCUACCCAACCACAACGCCCUGCCCCUCUACCAGGCGUAUCAGUACUACCCCUACCUGUACUGCUUCCAUCCCUGGCUUGCCAACGGGGCACUGUGCGGGGCCUUGCAUUAGCAUAGGCCUACAACUCCAGCAGGAAAACCACAAGAACUGAGUCUGCAUGGGUUAAGUGAUUCAUCGAUUUACUUGUUUAUGCUAAAAGAUAAAAAGACAAGAAACUC